Molecule: messenger RNA, 1707 nt
Organism: Amoebophrya sp. A120
Lineage: Eukaryota; Dinophyceae; Syndiniales; Amoebophryaceae
Source: the annotation of a GenBank genome assembly
GUUUUUCCUCCAAUUUUGUUUGAAAAGCCGCAUCUUCCCUGCGCCAGAAGAAUGUCGAGCGCUGAACUAGAAUUGCGUAUUUUCAAUAGCACGUCGCAGCGGUUUGUAAAUACUGUCUUACGAUCCACCACUACAUCAAAAAGAAAAAAUCAAGAGGAAUAAAAGGAGAAUGGCCUCGUCGUUCGCUUUCGGCGCCGCUUUCGCGUCCGUUUACUCUCUCGCACGGUACUCCAAGCACGUUGACCCUCCGGUAGACGAUUGGAAGCAUCACCACACCGGGCAUGAUCCAACCUCCGCGUCGGGAUCAUCUAUUUCAAGCAGCUCUUCAUCUAGAGCACCGUUGGCCCAGCCUCCUCCCGGGGCGGCGGUGAAGCAUCCAGCACAAUUCAUGCCGUCCCAAGUACUCCGGCAACAUCAACAUCAACAUCCCCGCGCCACCAAGUCGACCGCGGUGCGGUGGGCGCAGCUUCACCGCUUUUCCAAGCGUGUGUUUCUCUGCGGUGUUACGACGGGAUUAUUGCAUUUUCUGUUCACGAAACGCUACCACUACUUCUCGUCCCUCGCGUUAGACCGCUUGAAGGACGACAAAGCCCUGAUGAACUUCGCCGAUUUCGCCCCGCCCGUACCGGGGAUGAAGCCGAUUCCGGUGGAGGAGAUGGGGGACGGGGAAACGCUGGAGGAAAUUCAGGCGGAGGAGCAGCGCUUGUUAAAAGAGCUGGAACGGAACGACCGGGACAGGAAACGAUUUGCGGUCUGGACGUCGUGAAAUUAUUUGUUCCUCAGACGGCUGCUGGUGGGCAACGUUUUCGUUUGCUCUUGUUUUCUUCAUUCAGAGCAGGGACAUUCAAAAAUAAAACCGUUCUACUUCAAAAGAUUCCGCAUGUUUCUGGCUGGUACGUGUGGUAUUUGGUCAUGAACACGACAAGGAUUCGUCAGAAGUUUCUCUCUACCUCCUGUUGUUGGCGUGUGUACAAAACUGCACGAUUUUUGUUGGUGCGUGCUUGGUAGGUCGUGACACUGCUGUUCUAUUGAUGCUGCAAAAAAUAAAAAAGCUGUCGCAAAAAUAAACUUGGAGACUGUUUUUAUCGGAAUACUUAUCCAGAGAGUAAGUAGCUGAGGCGAGCGAAUGAAUUAUGCGCUUUGAUAAAGAACGAUGACGAUCAGUCGAGAAGUAGAUCAUCUCGGAUAUCAAGAAUAUAGAAGCGUAAAAACUACCCUUACCGUACAAAGCAGAACCACCAUGCGAACUUUUAUGUAUGCCGCGCUGUCUGUCGGCGCGGUGUACCCCUUUGCACGGAUGCUACAGUCUUUUGAGCCCAGCAUGAGCACGCCGCAGAAGCUGCAGCGGUACCGACUUUUCGCCGGGGGCUUGCUCCUCUGCGGGGUCAGCGCCGUCGGCCUGAAAAUGCUAAAGGACUGGAACGCAGAGCGGAUGAAGGUGCGGCAGCCCCCCGCGCAGGAGAAGGGCCGAAGGCUCACCUUAGAGGAAGUGGAGCGGCAGAGCCGGGCGCAACUGGAAGCUUCGCCGGUAAGUCCGCAGGUUCAGCUCCAGGAUUUGGGGGGCGAAGAGUGGGCCGCGGUCAGACAGGAAGCGCAAAGACUGUUAGAAGAAAGAAAUACUAUUAACCGGGCAGUGUCAACAUAGUGCAAAUUAAUUUGGAUGUCUGUCUCAUUAUAAGUAUCAGGUUGUAGCACAUACCCAAACAU